CUGGAAUGCUUCCAAACGCUAAAAAUUCCACCAAAUUAAAUUUGCGUCUCACCCCGAGACAUAAGGUUUACGAUAACAAUCGUGAACCAUUGACAUGAAACAAAACAUGUCGAUCGCCCAUCAGCCAGAGCCCCGCGCUGGCAUAUCGAUCAACCGAAUCUAUCUACUGUUCUACAACGCUGUUUGUGCUUCACUAUGGUUCCGCAUCCUAAUUACCUUGAUCUUCACGCUGGUAUCAUCGCCCGACGCCUCCGUUGUAUACACAAAUCUUGAACCCUGGACACGUUUUACUCAAACUUUGGCUGUUGUGGAGAUUAUCCAUGCAGCAUGUGGAAUCACACGUUCACCUGUCUUCACUACCUUCACUCAAGUCUUUGCCCGCUCAACUCAGGUCUGGGCUGUGAAUUAUGCGUUUCCCGAAGCAACAUCUCCAUCGCGCGCUUACGCAGCUAUGCUACUCGCGUGGUCAACUGCAGAUGUCAUUCGGUAUGCAUACUUUGCGACAAUGUUAGCCGGGUUGAAUAACACCGGAAUUUUGAAAUGGCUCAGAUACUCGCUCUUUGUGAUCCUCUACCCAGUUGGAAUUGGAAGUGAAUGGUGGUUGAUGUACAAUGCUACCAAGGUCACUGGUAAUAUGGCAGUAUUAGCCGUGUUCUAUUUCUUCCUAGGGUUAUAUGUUCCUGGCUCGGUGAUGAUGUAUAAGUAUAUGCUGAGGCAGCGCAGAAAGACUCUCGCUUGAUAGACAGAAUGAGAUAUGCAACCUUUAGCUUGGCCAAGUAGGAACGAUGAGUGAAUUUACGUUCUAGGUAGGAAAACCAUUAAAGGUUUUCUUUGGCCAAAUAUCGGAAAGGGACAACACACAUGAGAUUUGAGUAAAGAAAUGACGCAUGGUUGAAUUGAUUUGUUACGGUCUGGGAAAAAUAUACUGUAUCAUAUUAAUCUUUGUAUCUGAGCUAGGAUCAUGC
Messenger RNA from Penicillium brasilianum, 965 nucleotides. NCBI's taxonomy places the organism in Eukaryota, Fungi, Ascomycota, Eurotiomycetes, Eurotiales, Aspergillaceae. The record is from the annotation of a GenBank genome assembly.